This is a messenger RNA of Ostertagia ostertagi, 540 nucleotides long. Lineage: Eukaryota; Metazoa; Nematoda; Chromadorea; Rhabditida; Trichostrongylidae. The record is from the annotation of a GenBank genome assembly.
AUGAAUGGAUUAUUCAACGGCACAUCGGUGAAAAAGUUGCUGGGAUGGCGGAUUGGUGAAGAGGAGGAGAAAUUCGCCGAGAAAGCGGUGGAAACGUUGGUGAAGAAGUUGAAAAAGAAGAACGGAGGUGUCGGUACAUUGGAGGAUCUGGAGUACGCCUUGGCUCAUCCAGGAUCCCAUUCCAAAUGCGUGGCUCUGCCAAAAAGUCAGGACGGACGGUUGCAGGUCUCUCACCGCAAGGGUCUACCGCAUGUGAUCUACUGUCGUGUUUGGCGAUGGCCAGAUUUGCAGUCUCAUCAGGAGCUGAGACCAAUUCCCGAAUGCCUCUAUCCUCAUGAUCACAACAACAAAACGCCGUACGUCUGCAUCAAUCCCUAUCACUACCAGCGACUUGACCCAAAUAGGGUAGGGUGCCCGCUUCAGCUACUCUCCACCGAUUUCUUCUCCUGCUGUGUCUACUGCUGGAUCUUCGCCAUCAUGCUCAGGACGGAUGGAUAUGACAUCACCAUCGAACAUCCCAUCAUCAUCCAGUUCACCUGA